AUGCCACAAGCUUCAGGAACCCCAGAAGCCUCAAAUAGUCUGGAACUCCCAGGUACCCCAGAUGCUUCGACUGUGUCAAUUUCACCGGGUUUAAGCGACAGAUUGACACCUAAGGAAAACAUUGAAGCGAACGUACAAAAUGUCAGACCGACUAAAAGAGCUCGAUUGAUCUGGGCUGAAGAUGAAACGGAAGACUCUGAUUCCUCCCUGGAAAUAUUUAACACAAAAAAACCUUUGCCUAAAAUUUGUAAUGACUCUGGUCUCAAUUCUGAUGAUGACGCUUUAUUU
Molecule: messenger RNA, 288 nt
Organism: Brenthis ino (lesser marbled fritillary)
Lineage: Eukaryota; Metazoa; Arthropoda; Insecta; Lepidoptera; Nymphalidae
Source: the annotation of a GenBank genome assembly